AUGGCACAGCAAGGAGGUUAUGGUGGCCCCCCUGGCGGCUACGGCUACCCACCUCAGCAAGGCCAUCCAUACGGCCAACAAGCAACCAACGAAGACUAUGAUGAGAGAGAGGAGCAGAGAACGCUUCUCAAUACACCUGGUGGUCACGUUGAACAUCAACAAGUUCCUCCCCCUACUACACAAGUUGGAUAUGACGAGAACAAUCCGUUCAACUCUGGUGACGUCCAGCAUCACAGUCUUCAAGAAACCUAUGUUCCAAAUGCAAGACCAACAACUCAGUACAGUGAAAUCCAGCAGCCAUACCCAGAGAGCGGGACUCGUUUUGCUGGCCUCCCCACUCGAGUUGCGUCUCCAUACAACAGAUCAGAGGCUUCAUCGACAGAGGCAUGGAGGGAGAGACAAGCUCCUUCGAAUAUGCGAAGAUAUGCUACCAGAAAAAUUAAGCUUGUCCAAGGUCAAGUUUUCGCCACUGACUAUCCUGUUCCAUCUGCCAUCCAAAAUGCUAUCCUGCCCAAGUAUAAGAGCAAGGAUCUCGAGGGUGGAACUGAAGAAUUCACUCAUUUGAGAUACACCGCUGCUACUUGCGACCCCGACGACUUUACGUUGAAGAAUGGUUACACGCUUCGUCCGGCUAUGUACAACAGAUCAACCGAGCUGCUCAUUGCUAUUACCUACUACAACGAAGAUAAGGUGCUUACCGCCAGAACACUACACGGUGUCAUGCAAAACAUCAGAGAAAUCGUCAACCUCAAGAAGUCCGACUUUUGGGGGAGGGAUGGUCCAGCAUGGCAGAAGAUCGUCGUUUGCUUGAUCUUCGAUGGUAUCGACCCUUGCGACAAGGAUACUCUUGAUGUCCUAGCCACAAUUGGUAUCUUCCAGGACGGUAUCAUGAAGAGGAAAAUUGACAACAAGGAAACUGUUGCCCAUAUUUUCGAGUACACGACACAAUUGUCUGUCACCUCCUCGCAGAUGUUGGUCAGGCCAAAGGACGAGGAUCCACAAUGUCUCCCUCCAGUCCAGAUGAUGUUCUGCUUGAAGCAGAAGAAUUCCAAGAAAAUCAACUCCCACAGAUGGUUGUUUAACGCCUUCGGCAAGAUCUUGAACCCAGAAGUCUGCGUUCUUUUGGAUGCCGGUACUAAGCCCGGUCCAAAGUCCAUCUUGUACCUCUGGGAAGCUUUCUACAACGACAAGAAUCUCGGUGGUGCCUGCGGUGAAAUCCACGCCAUGUUGGGUCGAGGUCUCAAGAACUUGAUCAACCCGCUGGUCGCUGCCCAGAACUUCGAAUACAAGAUUUCCAACAUUCUCGACAAACCAUUGGAAUCUUCGUUCGGUUACGUCUCUGUGCUUCCCGGUGCCUUCUCUGCCUACAGAUUCCGUGCCAUCCUUGGCCGGCCUUUGGAGCAAUACUUCCACGGUGAUCACACGCUCUCCGCGCGUCUUGGUUCCAAGGGUAUUGAGGGUAUGAACAUUUUCAAGAAGAACAUGUUCUUGGCUGAAGAUCGUAUUCUGUGUUUCGAGCUGGUGGCUAAACAGAACGAGAAGUGGCAUUUGACCUACGUCAAGUUGUCCAAGGCCGAAACUGACGUUCCAGACGGUACCCCUGAGUUUAUCUCUCAGAGACGUCGUUGGCUCAACGGUUCGUUCGCCGCUGGUGUUUACUCGUUGAUCCAUUUCGGUCGUCUCUACAAGUCUAGCCACAACCCGCUCCGCAUGUUCUUCUUCCACAUCCAGCUCCUCUACAACAUCUUUUCCCUCAUUCUCUCUUGGUUCGGUCUUGCAAACUUCUGGCUUACUACUUUCGUCAUCAUGGGUCUUACCGGUACUCCCACUGAUCCAAACCAAGCUCCGUGGCCUUUCGGUAAAGCCACUCCUAUCAUCAAUGUUGUCCUACAGUACAUCUAUCUCGGUCUUGUCAUGGUACAGUUUGUUUUAGCUCUCGGUAACAGGCCGAAGGGUUCGAAACACACUUAUAUCGCCUCUUUCAUCUUCUUCGCCAUCAUCCAGCUCUAUGUCAUCAUCCUGUCCAUUUACCUUGUCGUACAAGCCUUCAAGACGUUCCAGUUGGAUACAAGCAGUGCUGGGCAAUUCUUCAGGAAUUUCUUCGAGGGUACAAGUGGUGUCAUUUUGGUUGCCUUGGCUGCUACCUUUGGUCUCUACGUUGUUUCCUCCCUUCUUUAUCUCGACCCAUGGCAUUUGUUCCACUCCUUCCCUCAGUACUUGCUCAUCGCCUCUUCGUAUACCAACAUCCUCAACGUCUAUGCCUUCUGCAAUUGGCACGAUGUCUCGUGGGGUACCAAGGGAUCUGACAAGGCCGAUGUUCUUCCUGCUGCCCAGUCCAAGGCUAGUGAUGGUGGAAAGGCCCAAGUCAUCGACGAACCAGACAAGCCACAGGCCGAUAUCGACUCUGCUUUCGAGGCUACCGUGAAGCGUGCGUUGACACCGUACAAGCCGGUUGAGACCGAGGAGAAGAAGUCACUCGACGACUCGUACAAGAGUUUCCGUACUCGUUUGAUUUUGUUCUGGAUGAUUUCCAACGGUAUCUUGGUUUUGGCGGUCACGGAUAAUGCAUUCGAUUCCUUCGGUAUCUCGAAUGGCGCUAGCGACCGAACCGCGUUCUACUUCAGACUUUUGCUCUGGUCGAACGCUGUCAUUGCUCUGUUUAGAUUUCUUGGAUGCUGUUUCUUCCUUUCCCGAGCCUCGAUUCAAUUCAUCAUUGCUCGCCGUUAA
This is a messenger RNA of Orbilia oligospora ATCC 24927, 2727 nucleotides long. RefSeq lists its product as uncharacterized. The coding region runs from base 1 to 2727 and encodes 908 amino acids. Gene Ontology annotation, molecular function: chitin synthase activity. Gene Ontology annotation, cellular component: cell periphery; cell septum. The transcript is spliced from 3 exons. Lineage: Eukaryota; Fungi; Ascomycota; Orbiliomycetes; Orbiliales; Orbiliaceae. The record is from RefSeq and is a predicted model, not a curated record.